UGUUGCCCUGUGAUGGACUGGCAACCUGUCCCAUAGACUGCUGGAGAUAGGUACCAGCUCCCCCGCGACACACUAUGGAAUAAGCGGUAGAAAAUGAUUGACUGACUGACAAAUGUAAGCUAAUCUUAAUCAUUAUAAAGUCUACUGGCUGAUGGCAAGAAGGACUUUAUGGUCAAAUAGAAAACUGCAGUAUGUAUGAAAUUCCUUCCACUUCACAAGUAAUUUAAUACAUUCAACUCUGUACUGUAAUUACUUAUGACAUGACAAAAUGUGGAAAACACAGCCAGCAAAGUAUUGCCAGUGUUUUAGUUAGACUAGCGUUUUUUUUACCUCCUCCAACACCACUGAUUUUUUUUUUUUUCUUCCAUGUGUGGUAUUGUUUUCGUCGAACCCCAGUGGCCAGUAUUUUCAUAUAAAACGCAUCUACACGUGAGCAGGCUGCUGUGGUUGUCAGUCGGGAGCUGUCUGUCUCCUGACCAUCAGUUAGACCCCGCUGAACCCAUCAGCUUUGCCUUGAGGCUGACUCUAAUCUCUCCUUGCUGACUUUAAGGGGAUCCAGCUGCAGUCCAGCAAAAACGGGUUAAACAUGCAAUAGCCUCAAUGUGUCACAACUGACACUGACUUCAUUGAUAACGUAUGGAUCCAGAGAGUCUGACUGCAUUGUUGUCCCCUGUCCCCAUCCCCCUUUUCAGUCACCCAUGUUAAGCAUGAAUGGGAUUAAACUGCCACUUCCAGUUGCUGUGACUCUGCUGCUCGCAAAUACUCCAGAGUCCAGAAACGUGCGCGCACUUCUUAAGGAUUCAUCCAAUCAAUAAAUAACCGGGUUGCUUUUGCAACUGAUUUACACAACCUCCAGAUGAUUUAGCAUGUAUUCUUUUUUUUAUUUCAGUGUCCAAAAUUAGACUUUUUUAAACAUAGACAGCAACAAAAUGUCUGAUUUAAUUAUUUUACUUUCAAAAUGUCCUCCCCGCUCACCCCUACGAGAAAAAAAAAAAGCUUUACACGAAGUCACAUCGUGAUCAUUGGACUUCCCGAACCGACCCGACUCUGUGUACUUACAGUCGGAACACCUCCGAGCCAUUGUGCCGAGAUCAAAGGUAGAUUCUGUGAGGUCACGCUGGGAGAGGGUAGAAAAAAAGGCGUUGGGGCAACAAUUAGGAAAUAUUUUUUGUUUGCACGCAUAGUAGGGGAUGAAGAGGGAAGAGAGAGAGGGACACAGACAUACAGACACUGACACACACAAUACACACACACCGAAAGAGACGAGUCACUCGUCGCUCCGUCCUCACUCUGUGGAUGUCUCCACAUUAUUAUCAUCAUCAUCAUCAUCAUCAUCAUUGUCUCACCGGGGGCUGCUACUGUGUGAUAUUUCGCUACGCACAGCUCCAGUUGCGUCGUGUGACUGCAUAGUCCUGUGCAUGGACAAGGUAUCACAUAUCGCUAAAGACGACAAACUACGCUGCACGUUGAAAACAAAAAUAUUCCCAGCGGUUUGACGUCUUGCAAGGAAAUCGCCUUCUUUUUAUGUUUAUUUAUUCUUUUUUGUUUUUUAUUUUUAUCUUUUGAGCACACGCAGACAAAGGAGAGUUACAGAUGCCAACCAGCAAGCCAGGUAAGGUUCCACAGUAAGACUUCAUUAAUAAGAGCCCUGUUUUAAUGGGAAUUAUUUUGUGAAAGAGAAAUAAUUAAUAUUCCUCUCUCUCGGCAGGAGGUGUGGCACCGUGGCCGUGUCUUGUUUGUUGCGGGAGGUGGAUGGGUCACUUUGCUUCUGAAGAUGUGAGGCAAAAAAAGAAGCCAAGAGUCCGUGCAACUUCAUACGUCACACGUGAUCACCACAGCAACUAAUUGUCGCCUUUAAGUAGAGGACUUUACCUGCGCUCUCGUGGAACUUGGGGAAGGGUGCGCUCCAUGUUUCAUCUAGGACACACCGGUACCGACGAUGCCGACGGGACGUUGAAAUAAUAAUAAUAAUACUUAAAAAAAGAUCAACAACUCAGAGGGGAUUUGAAGCUGCGCGCUGUGGACCGAGUGAUGCCGGACACGUUAACUCUCCUGAAGAACCGGACUGAGCCACGGCUGGGGCAGCUGGAGCGCAGUCUGCCCGCGGAGGGGACCGCCCGUCCCGCCUGGGUCAUCGCUAUCCUGGCCAGUGUCUUGAUCUUCACCACGGUGGUUGAUGUGCUGGGGAACCUGCUAGUCAUCAUCUCUGUGUUCAGGAACCGCAAGCUGAGGAACGCAGAAAAAAAGAGUACUUACCCAACAACCUUUCUUUGGAUCGGGGUCGACAGAUCAGGGACCUGGAGGAAGCAUGCACUAGCCUCCAAGAAGCAAACGGCCUCCUGUCAAACCUUGAUGCACAGCUGAAGUCACCCCCCUUUUCAUCAGUGGAUUACAUAAAAGCUUAACUCAUCCAGUGGCACGCCCUUUCUCCUUGGGCAUCUGGGAUUUGGUAGACGGUAAAACUUAUGUGUGAGUCUGAGUGUCUGAGAGUGAUUCUGAAGUUAAAUCUUGUUUUGGUGAACUGUUCUUGAAGAUGGGGAUGUUAGAUGGGGGGUUUGGUAGACGUCCUCUGUCAUUUUCUUUCAACUAGUUAUUCUCCUGUUUUGUAGCCAGCUAGGGAGCAAAGGCAUUGUAACUUUGUUUUGUUAGAUAAGAAUUGUUUUUAUUUUCAGUCAAAAGGGGGUAUCUUGUUUGUUGUUUGGGCCUUGGAGACCCUGAAGUUUAUUGCUUUAUCUCUGUUUGUUAAGUCCAGUGUGAAACUUGUGAAAAUGCACCUAGUUGCUAGAUUUAUUUUAUACAUUUUGUGUAAAAACCAUGUGCCUCCUAGACUUCCAUUCUAUGGGUUUAAACAAAGAUGCUGAGGCCUUUCUAUAUGGAUUUUGCACAGUCUCCCCCAUGCGUCAAUCUGUUCUUCCAGGUACUCUGGCUUCCUGCCAUGGGCAAAAUAUGCAGGUGAGGUUGCUGAUUUUAAACUGACUUCAGGAGAAUUUUAUCAAAAUAAAAUAACAGUAGUUAAAAAAGAGAAAGAAAUACAGUGAUAAUUCUGUUGCCAAAACUUUGCAAUAUUAAUUACUAGAAAAGCACUCAUAGACUACUCAACACUAAAUUUCAGAAAAUUAAUAACAUGCAAACAUUUCUCUGCCCCAACUCAUUUUGAAUUUCUUUCACAGGUUCUGUCUUGUUGGCUCAGUGUGAGGCAGCAUCAUAGGCUGAAAUCAACACUGCAGAUUGCUCCAGGUCGCCAGAGGAACUGGACGGAGGGACACAGCGCGCUAAUGUCUCUUUGCAGGCAAA
Messenger RNA from Girardinichthys multiradiatus, 3294 nucleotides. Its product is annotated as melatonin receptor type 1B-B-like. The coding region runs from base 2032 to 2364 and encodes 110 amino acids. NCBI's taxonomy places the organism in Eukaryota, Metazoa, Chordata, Actinopteri, Cyprinodontiformes, Goodeidae. The transcript is spliced from 4 exons. The record is from RefSeq and is a predicted model, not a curated record.